CCUCGCUUCCUUCCCCUUCAUCCAAAGAGCCGCCAGCCAGGGGAGCCGUGGCCACAGCAGCCAGUGACAGCCAGUCCACAUGGCUGGGGACAGCGGGAUGGCCGGGAAGCCCAGACCCUCGGCCUCGCUGGUGCCCAAACCCCCCAGCUCCUCGUGGAGCCCCCCUGGAGGCCAGCGGUGCUUUGGGACCAGGUGACACUGACCUGCCAGGGCUCAGGGACCGCCGGUGCCUCCACCUGGUACAAGGACGGGCAGCGCUGGGGACAGCAGGAAAGUGACUACUUCACUGUCACUGAGAGUGGCACCUACCAGUGUAAGAGACCCGGCAGUGGGCUCAGCCCCCCUGUGAGAGUCUUAGAUGACCGGCUGGUGCUGCAGGUGUCAGCACAGGCACUGCUGGAGGGGGACACGGUGACACUGCGCUGCCGGGGCCGGCAGGACAAACUGGUCGCUGAGGUGCGAUUUUACCAGGACGAGAAGGAUCUGGGUGGUUCCCUCAGUGGGACCGAGCUGUCUCUGACCCUUCUGCAGCUGAACCACAGUGGCAGUUACCACUGCGAGGGCAUGGUGGGGUCCUGGCUGAGAAGGUCAGCAGCAGUGGCAUCCUCACCGCCCCUCUCCUUCCCUGAGAUCUUCCCAGUGGCUGUGCUGGAGGGUCCCCCUGAGCCCACCGUGGUCCCCCUGAAUCUCAGUUGCCUCAGCACCCCCAAGCCCCUGCAACCCCAAGGCCCCCUCCUGCACAUGUUCUACCAGGAUGGGCAGGUGGUGGGGGGCCCAAAGGGGUCCCUACAGCUGCUGGUGCUCGCUGUGGGUGUCUCCUACUCUGGGAAUUACAGCUGUGAGGUGCGCUCCGGGGGAGCCUUGUGGAAGAGCAGCGUCUGGCUUUGUGUCACAGUGCGCAGUGAGUGCAGGGAUGGGCACGGGGAGCCCCCACAGCCUCGCCGGGACACUGCCUUGGCACCUCCAUGUGCCCUAGACACAUUUCCCAGUUCUUUCCUUCUCUUCCCUUGUCCCCUCACGCAUUUGUGUUGUGACCCCAUCCCCAUGCCCGUGGCCAAUGCCACCAUCACCCACGCUCCCCUGGCACACCAAGUGCACCCAGGCGAACCCGUGACCCUGCGCUGCUCAGUGCAGGUGGGCUCAGCCCCUGUCACCUUCACCUGGCUGCACAACGGGCAGGAGGUGGCCCACGGUCCCCUCCUGGAGCUCAGGGACAUCAAUGUGGGACAUUCGGGCACCUACCAGUGCAUGGCCACCAACCAGCUGGGACAGGACGGGCACCACCUGUUCCGGGCACUCAGCCCAGAGCUGGCCCUGGCGGUGACACCGUGGGGACACAGGAACACAGGUGGGGUCACACAGGUGGCCCCAGGGGUCGGUGGGGCCCUUUUGUUCCUGGUCCUGCUCAUGGGUGUCAUUGUGGCCUGGCACCGGUGGCACCGUGUGGCAGCUGCCAGGAAGCACCAGGAAAGGGCCCCCCCGGAUCCCCCAGGCCCCCCAGAGGAGGGGGAGGUGCUGUACACCCAGGUUGUGUGCAGCAAACAGGCACAGUUGUCCCCCCGUGCCACCACACUCCAGGAUCCCCACGUCACCUACGCGGAGCUGCGGGGACCCCACGGGCGACCUCAGGAACCCGGUGACAUCUACGGGAAUGUGCUGUGACACUGGGGGGAACUGGGGGGCACUGGGCGUCCC
Molecule: messenger RNA, 1695 nt
Organism: Vidua macroura (Pin-tailed whydah)
Lineage: Eukaryota; Metazoa; Chordata; Aves; Passeriformes; Viduidae
Product: Fc receptor-like protein 4
Source: RefSeq, a predicted model, not a curated record